This is a messenger RNA of Effrenium voratum, 642 nucleotides long. Lineage: Eukaryota; Dinophyceae; Suessiales; Symbiodiniaceae. The record is from the annotation of a GenBank genome assembly.
AUGCAGCUGACGCAGGCACAGCCGCAGCUGCUGGGCCAGUUCAACCAGAUGCCGAUGCGGCCGGAUGACCGCCGAAUGGGCAUGGGCAUGCCAAUGUGGUCCCAGGAUUCUCGGGGCAUGAGCAUGCCUAGCCCGGACAUGCAGAUGCCCAGCAUGAUGGGCCAGGUUGGCAUGGGGCAGAUGGGUCAGGUUGGCCAAGUGGGGCAAGGUGGUCAACUGGGUCAAGUUGGUCAAGUUGGUCAGGUGAUGGAUCAGAACCAGAUUCUUGGGCAGCCGGCCGUCAUGGGCGCGUUCUGCCAGCAGCUGCUUGGCAACAACUUCCGGGAGAAAGAGGAACUUCGGCAGCCCUGGCUCCAGGAUUUCGCCGCCAUGAGGGACUUGGAUUCAUCCGCCAUCCCUCGAGAGCAGCUGGGGGGAUUGCAGCAGCAGCUGCUGCUGCAGCUGGCGUCGCAACCGGACCAACGCCUGCCCCAAGGCAUGCCUGGCUUGCAGCAGGAUUUCCAGGACCUGCACAUGGAUCUCAAAGGUCGUCGCAUGUCUCCUUUUGGAGAUGGCAACCCAACCGACGUGGGUGGUAUGUUCCCGCGCCUGGACGACAAGGCCCAAGGACUGCUGGCGCUUGGAGGCGGCUGUUUGGUGUAG